GGAGAAGGACUUUGGAUCUUUCUAAACAUACCAACCACCUGAGACCAGUGCGUUUGUUCUUUCCAGGGAAAAACAAGUUGCCCACAACAAGCCAGGGGGGAAAGAAGCAAGAGAGACAGCCACUGGCAGAACAAACAGCAUGAAUUCAAUGACUUCAGCAGGCCCCCAGGCCAAUACUGUGUUUGUGAUGGCACCCCACAAUGGAUAUCCUGUGAUCCCAGGAAGCAUGUCUCAGGUGCCCCAAUAUCCACUCACCCAGCCCCAAAUCCACACAAUUUCUGGGAAUCUACAUGGUUUGGAGCCACCUGUAUAUACGCAACCUGACCAGAGAUCCUUUAAAGCGGGCAAGGUUUUAGGGGCCAUCCAGAUCCUGAUCGGCCUGAUACACAUUGGCCUGGGCAUCAUCCUGGGGACCAUCAUCCCUGGGCGCUACACAGCUAUCUCAUUCUACGGAGGCUAUCCCUUCUGGGGAGGCAUCUUGGUAAGUACUUUCAUCAUUUCAGGAUCCCUCUCAGUGGCAUCAGAACACCUACCGAGAUCUUCUUGCCUGCUGAAUGGCAGCUUGGCCUUGAACAUCAUCAGUGCAAUCUGUUCUAUGGUUGGAAUCUCACUGUUCAUCACAGAGCUGAUUAUCAACCCCCUACAUUAUUACUAUCCCAACUAUCUUUACUGGGGUGUGUCCCCUGGAGUAGCUACUUCUGCUGUGCUGUUCAUCUUUAGCCUCCUGGAGUUCUGCAUUGCCUGCAUGUCUGCCCACGAUGGCAACCAACUACUCCGCCAUUCACACAACAGCGGGCCGAUAGUCUUCCAAACCAUCUACACCAAUCCAGAACCAUUGAACUCGCCACCAGGUUACAAUGUGGUUCAGGGCUCCCGAUAAGCCAAAAGUUCUAGAAGCAUCUUUCACUGGGACCAAAAGAAGAACUCCCCUUUCUAGGCUUCUGUAAUUCAGCUUCUUCCUUCUCUGACAGACUAAGGAAUGUGUUUCCCCAACUGUUGGCACCCUUGACUUCAUUCUCUUCAGCCUGUAAAUCAUGCUGUUCCUCUAUUUAAAAAGGAGACAGGACUUUGAAGUGGAUUUUAGCAAAGAGGUCCUCCCUAAGACAUCAACUUGUGGGAAUCCAGUGCACAUAUUUAUUUACUUACCUGUGUGAGCUUAUGAAUUAGAGGAUCAAAUGUCUAGACAACCCCAGCUUCAUUCUCCCAAUCAUUUACUCACUGAAUAAAAGUGCAAUGAGCAUUUGA
Messenger RNA from Myotis daubentonii (Daubenton's bat), 1245 nucleotides. RefSeq names its product membrane-spanning 4-domains subfamily A member 8-like. Gene Ontology annotation, cellular component: plasma membrane. The record is from RefSeq and is a predicted model, not a curated record. Lineage: Eukaryota; Metazoa; Chordata; Mammalia; Chiroptera; Vespertilionidae. Gene Ontology annotation, biological process: cell surface receptor signaling pathway. Bases 140 to 880 code for a protein of 246 amino acids. The transcript is spliced from 7 exons.